Trichoderma virens Gv29-8 is the source of this 987-nucleotide messenger RNA. RefSeq lists its product as uncharacterized. Lineage: Eukaryota; Fungi; Ascomycota; Sordariomycetes; Hypocreales; Hypocreaceae. Bases 1 to 987 code for a protein of 328 amino acids. The transcript has a single exon. The record is from RefSeq and is a predicted model, not a curated record.
AUGGCCAACCUUCCAACGCUAGUCUUUGUUCCUGGUGCAUGGCAUUCACCUGCCUGCUACAAUAAGAUCAUCAAACCCCUACAAGAGAAGUACAAGCUGAAAUGUAUCGCUGUCACACUCCCUUCAACCACUGGAGACCGGAACGCGACCUUCAAAGAUGACCUCGACGCUGCACGCAAAGCAAUUUCCGAUGAAACAAGUUGUGGACGAGACGUGGUGGUCGUUGCCCACUCCUACGGUGGUAUGGUUGGAAACAGUGCUAUCAAAGAUUUUGCUCGACCACGAGGAACGGCUGCAAAAAAGUCUUCAUCAGUAUCAAGAUCAACUGAUGCUCAACAUACAACUGCCGGUUACGUCGUUGGCCUCAUUCUCAUAGCCUCCGGCUAUACCUUCACGGGGCUCGCCUUUAUGGACCCCUUCCUCGGACAUCCUCCCCCUAUGUGGCGUGUAAAUAACGAGACUGGAUUUGCCGAUAUCAUCACUCCUCCACGCCAGUUUUUCUACCAUGACUUGCCAGCAGAUGAGGCGGAGUACUGGGCCUCCUUGCUCACUCCACAGAGUCUCAAGGCAUUGUUCGAGGGGGCCGAAUACGCUUAUGCUGGUUGGAUGGAUGUGCCUUCUUGGUAUAUCGGCACCGUUGAGGACCAGGGGCUACCGGUGGUAGUACAGCGCAUGAAUGUAGGAAUGGCAAGAGGAAUGGGUGCAUCUGUUGUUCACAGGGAGCUGCAGACAAGUCAUUCGCCCUUUUUGAGCCAACCGCAGGAGACUGUCAAGAUUAUGAUUGAGGCUAUCGAAUCAUUUACUGGGAAGCCAGUGGAAGACGCUGCAGCGAGAAGAGAGAAAGAUAGCAAGAUAAUACUGCCAGAUCCUAGACUAUGGCGGCCUAUUACGUGGUAUCGGUUUGGGUUGCCCCUUUUCUUUGGACACGUAAUCGGAAACUGCAUUACCUUCUUUGGCUGGAGCAGGAGGUUACUGGGAUUUAAGUAG